AUGCAUCUCUCCAAGCUCCCUUUUCUGCUCCACGUCAUCAUCGAGUCGGCCGCCGCGUCUUCCUUCAUUUUCAAACCAGAGAACCAGCUGCCCGGCCCGUCCGUCGCCGCCCGCUUGGUGCUGCAGUCUCUGGGCGGCUUGCUCCUGAGCACGAACUUGAUAUGCCUCGUCUUUAUCUGGCGACCCGGUUUCGAUGAGACGAGUAGACUGGUAGCUGCAUCGCUGUCGUUCUGGCAUGUCUGGCCUUGUUACCGCGCCUAUGUGCGCCUGGCGCGUCCGGCGGUAGACGGCAACGGUAGCAAGCAGGCGAGAACGCUUGGGGGCCCAGCUGUCCAUCUUGGCGUGCAUGUCAUGCUGUUUUUGCUGUUUAUCGGUGUUGCUCUCGUAGGAUAG
This is a messenger RNA of Colletotrichum karsti, 393 nucleotides long. RefSeq lists its product as uncharacterized. The coding region runs from base 1 to 393 and encodes 130 amino acids. The transcript has a single exon. Lineage: Eukaryota; Fungi; Ascomycota; Sordariomycetes; Glomerellales; Glomerellaceae. The record is from RefSeq and is a predicted model, not a curated record.